Penicillium canariense is the source of this 801-nucleotide messenger RNA. RefSeq lists its product as uncharacterized. The record is from RefSeq and is a predicted model, not a curated record. The transcript is spliced from 2 exons. NCBI's taxonomy places the organism in Eukaryota, Fungi, Ascomycota, Eurotiomycetes, Eurotiales, Aspergillaceae. The coding region runs from base 1 to 801 and encodes 266 amino acids.
AUGGCAUCGUACAGAAUGGAACCCUGGUAUCUGGUCGAUGCGUCCGGCCAAACCCUGGACGGCCUGGCACCUUGCAUGGCCCACGAGGAACUCCAUCCGAGCUACCUUGCAGAAGCCGGGCAACCGUUUGUGAUGCAAGGCGAUCUCGAUCCUGGGAUGAUGGACCAUCUGGGCUGGCAUCAGAGCGAGCUUGCUGCGAAGGUGGGCGGGCCCCAGCGGUAUCCGCAGUCGUGGGUGGAGGCGGGCCUGACGAUCCACCCCACCGGCCACAAGUUGGACGAUUCGAGUGCGCGCUAUCACCAACCGUAUGUGGAGUCGCCGCGCUCGGACGACGCGGAGCGACAGCGAUGGAUUGCCCUGAUGGCCACCCAAAGAGCCCUCUUUAUGACCCCCAGCGGUCCACCAGCCGCCUUCCCGACCUUCCCCGGCUCGCCCAUCUCUGAUCCCUGCGGCACGCCCGAACCAAGUCAUGCCUCAUUUGGCCGAUGGGAGACGGAUCAAGACAGUGAAGAUAUGCAGUCCUCCCGAUGCCCGGGUUCCCCGCCUGCACACACAGUAGCGCCGAACAUGCCUAUCGCGAGCCACGCCUCGCAGCAGGCGCAUGAGGAAGACUACCCAACAAUGCUGGAAAUGCCCGAUGGGAGCACUCGCCAGACGUCCAACUGGCUGCCAGUCGAUUCCAGCGCUGGGUUCACUAUCGGGACCGAUCCAUUUCGGGCCGCCCCGGGCGCCAAUGAUCCCGAGACGCACGACUUGUACCACAUCUCAGGGGCAUUCAUCUCAAUGAAGCCGGUCGGAUAG